Messenger RNA from Labrus bergylta (ballan wrasse), 5112 nucleotides. RefSeq names its product HNF1 homeobox Ba (gene hnf1ba). Lineage: Eukaryota; Metazoa; Chordata; Actinopteri; Labriformes; Labridae. Gene Ontology annotation, biological process: positive regulation of DNA-templated transcription; liver development; insulin secretion. Gene Ontology annotation, cellular component: nucleus. Gene Ontology annotation, molecular function: DNA-binding transcription factor activity, RNA polymerase II-specific; RNA polymerase II cis-regulatory region sequence-specific DNA binding. The record is from RefSeq and is a predicted model, not a curated record.
CAUUAUCAUGUUUUAUAUCCCCCUGCACUCACAGAGCAUCAUGGCAAAGUAGCUCCAUCCUCCCCGUCAACAGGGAAGUGAAGCAGCUUCACGGAGCAGGUGUCAGCACCCGAAAACUCCCCAACACACAUGAGCAAAGAAGAAGACAGGAACUUUAUUUUUUUACCUUUUAAUUCAUUUAUCCCCCCUUUUCCUCCUUUCCCCUUCAAGCAGGCAUAUGCUGUAGCCUAGUUUUUAAUGUUUUCUAAAAUGGUAUCCAAGCUGACAUCCCUGCAGCAGGAGCUCCUCAGCGCCCUGCUUGACUCAGGAGUAACCAAAGAUGUCCUGAUCCAGGCCCUGGACGAUAUGGACCCGAGCCCGCCGGGAUUUGGAGUUAAAUUGGAGAACCUGCCCCUUUCGCCCGUUCCGCCGCAGAGCGGAAAGAUGAACGUAGCGGACGCCGCCGACUCCAAACCCGUCUUCCACACGCUCACCAAUGGCCACAGCAAGGGCAAACUGUCCGGGGACGAGGGCUCCGAGGACGGGGACGACUACGACACGCCGCCGAUACUGAAGGAGCUUCAGUCGCUCAACACGGAGGAGGCCGCCGAGCAGAGGGCGGAAGUGGAGCGCAUGUUGGCAGAGGAUCCAUGGCGUGCUGCCCGCAUGAUCAAAGGUUACAUGCAGCAGCACAACAUCCCCCAACGGGAGGUCGUGGACGUCACAGGGCUGAACCAGUCUCACCUCUCCCAGCACCUCAACAAAGGCACGCCCAUGAAAACACAGAAGCGAGCGGCCCUCUACACCUGGUAUGUCAGGAAACAGCGGGAAAUUCUCCGACAGUUCAACCAGGCAGUGCAAGGUUCUGGCAGCAUUAUGACUGACAAAGGCAAUCAGGAUCAGGUGUUUUUUUUCCCAGAGUUCAACCCUUCCGGUCAGGGCAUGGGUCAGCCUGGCGAAGAGGUCGGCAGUGAACCCUCCAGCAAGAAAAUGAGACGUAACCGUUUCAAAUGGGGCCCUGCGUCCCAGCAAAUCCUGUACCAGGCCUAUGAGCGGCAGAAGAACCCGAGCAAGGAGGAGCGGGAGGCCUUGGUGGAAGAGUGCAACAGAGCUGAGUGUCUUCAGAGAGGGGUCUCCCCCUCCAAAGCGCAGGGCCUCGGCUCCAAUCUGGUCACAGAAGUUCGAGUCUACAACUGGUUCGCAAACCGCCGUAAAGAGGAAGCUUUCAGGCAGAAGUUAGCCAUGGAUGCCAUCACUGCUCCGCCCCACAGCCUCAACUCUCUGCUGUCACACAGCUCGCCGCAUCAUCCCCAGAACAGCGCUUCACCUCCAAUGCGAUACAGCCAAGGCCCCGGUGAGGUCACCUCCUCCACGACCAUCAGUCACCACAGCAGCAACUCCAUGCCGAGCAGCCAGUCAGUGCUCCAGCAGGUGUCUCCGGGAGGAUUGGACCACAGCCACAGCCACAGUCUGCUGUCACCUGACACCAAGAUGAUUUCAGGUUCAGGUGGAGGACUUCCUCCAGUUAGCACGCUGACAAACAUCCACAGUUCCCAUCACAGCCAUCAGCAGACGCAGAACCUCAUCAUGCCUCUGUCUGGAGUCAUGGCCAUAGCACAGAGUUUAAACACGUCACAAUCUCAGUCGGUACCAGUGAUCAACAGCGUGGCGGGCAGCCUUGCAGCGCUGCAGCCGGUGCAGUUUUCACAGCAGCUCCACAGCCCCCACCAGCAGAGCCUGAUGCAGCAUUCCCCCAGCCACAUGAGCCAGCAGCCCUUCAUGGCUACUGUCACACACUCGCACAUGUAUUCACACAAACAAGAGCCACCGCAAUAUUCCCACCCGUCACGUUUCCCCUCAGCCAUGGUGGUCACAGACGCAAACAGCCUCAGCACCCUCAGCUCAAUGUCCUCAAGCAAGACAGACGCUCCUGUAAACAAGAUGGUGCAACUCGGGGGUCUCUCCUGGUGUCCUCUUCAAGCCUGGUGAGAGUAAGCGCCUGACUUCCCCGGUGCCGGGCAACCUGAGCACAUUUUUCCACCCUCUUGCCGCUGUUACCAUGACAACUCUUAAUAACGGGCAGAGGCACAAGGUCGAUGAGGAGUCAGUCAACAAAACUAACGGGAGGAAAGACGACGUUGGGCCGGGUGGUAAAAAUAAGAACAUGAGGAAGUAGACAAAAGAAAAAACUGGACUCACUGGAGCCCACCUCUGUGACACACAAAUGAUCAACAAGGAUGUAUGAUUUUAACACAAUCUGUGAAAACAGUAUUCAGUUUUUUUUUAACGCCCAUUUUCAAUAAAGAGACUUCACAAAAGGAACAAAAACCAACCGCCCCCAAAAAACUCAUGAACUGAGAGGCUCUGGGAAACUGACACUUUGAUUUCAAGUGGAAAUAUGAAGACUUGUUGAAUCUAAAAGAGACACUAAUCAGCCUCUGCGAAGGCUUAAAGACUAAAUGAAGUAAGUUCCUGCAUGCUGUCAUUAACGGCAACACAAGAAUGCCAGGAGCAGAACUGUCUGACAAUCACCUGUUUUGAUCUUGUGCAUUGGCUUUAUAGGAGUCUUCCAUGUUAUUCUUUCACUCUCAGUUUACUGUGCCAGCAUUGGCGCAGAUGUUCUAUGUGUAUACUGUGAUUGAAGAGACUUUGACAAUCUUGAAAGGACCAUGCGAUGGGUCUGUUUGCGUAUGCAAUGCUUUUUGUUUUUUUUACUAGAUUCUGCACACUUGAGACUGGAAAAGAAUAUGCACUAUCUAUAAAAUGGAGUUUCUGUUGUGAAAAGCUGCCUGUAACAUAAGAAAAACACAGAUUGAUGUGUUUAUGUGUGACAAAUAUGCCAAAGAAUAAGAGUGUAGCUGAGUGUAGGAUUUAUUUGUGGUCACGUCUCAAAAAUCAGCCAGUCGUAUCUAUAACCCAGGUCUGCCCUGAGGGGGAGGACUGACUCACACACUUUAAACGUGGCCCUUCCCUUCCACUUUGUUUGCAUACAAGUUCAGGUGAAUUUCAGGAAUGGGACUCACCCUCCUCCUUCCUCUCCCAUUUCCUACUGCAAUAUGAAGAAAUAGCAAAAAUUUUUACAAAUAUUGAUAAAAGCUCCUUGUCACAAAGCACCCCUACAGUAUACAAUGAAAAUAUUGACAGGUAUUCAGAAACAAAACAGUCAUGUCGCUCUGGUAUUCAGUGAAAGACAGGGACAUGAAAGAGCAAAAUGUUGUGACAGCAGCAGCUCUAAUCAAACAGGAAUCCAAAAAGGCUGAGAAAUGUCGGGAGAGGGGCAGCUGCUGUGGGUACAGACACCCACGCUUACAGUGCCAAGCUGUGUUAGGAGGACAGAACACAAAGCCAAUGCUGGCCUGGACUCAUACGUGGGAAUCUGACUGUUGGUCCACUGAAAAAGAAAAAGAUGUCGGCUUUAUGCUAACUAGCAUAAAGCUAACGAACACACCAGCAUUGUCUGUACUGGGAGUGAGUUUGUGUUCAGAUCACCCAUUUAGUGAACCCCCCCCAACAUUUGGAAAUUAGACCGCUGGACUGCAAAAUAUAAAACCUUAGCUGUGUGCUAUCCUCUUCUCCGAUAGCGUCUCAGUCGAACUAUCUGCAUGAUAACGGGAAAGGAGAAGAUAUGCAACCAAAUUUGACACCAAAAAGGACACAUUUACAAAUUUGUACAAAACAAAAUGGUAGUUUAUAACCAUAAAACCCUCUGUUAUAAGUGUGGCAGGUCCAGUCUCCUGUUCAAUAUUAGGUCAUUGUUAUCAUUUUGAUUGGUUGGUGUCUGUUAUAGCCACGUCGACUGCCAACUGAUCGGAGGGCACUCAUACUUUUGUGACAGGAUUGAUGAUUUUUUUUCCCUCUCCUAAUGUAUUAUUUUUGUACAAAGUGAAAUCAAUCAUAAAUCAUUAUUUAUACUUUCUGAGAAAAUAUUGAUAUUUCAAGUAAAAGUUUUUUUUUUCCAAAAAUGGAUACAUUGUUUUGUUUAUUUAAUUUGUUUAAUAGAGAGAUUACUUGUCUUUUUAUUGUCUUCAAAAAAAUGUUGUGAUGUUUCUGUGUGAUAAUUAGACAGCCAGAUAGAAAGUGAACAUAACAUCCAGACAUGGUCAGAGCAUCAUUCAGUUCAGCCUCAUCUGAUACUGACAAAGAGCCCACUGUUGAAAACAUAGGUGUGUCAACAUAGUUGUUUUAUGACAAGAUUUCACAGCAGGGUCAUGUUUAAAUCAAGUCAAUUGAAGUUUAUUUUUUAGCAGUAUCAUGUAGCUAUACACCUUCAUUCCUUAAUAACUGAGCAUGCAAAUUCAGGAGGUACCCUAUGUGAGUGAUCCAGGGGGCGUAUUUUUUACCCAUCAUGCCAAAUCUUUUAUAUAGUAUGUUAAAAAUUUAAAUUUCUAUAUGAAGUACUUGUACAUUGGAUUUGGUAGAACUAUGUUUUUUACAAUAGGUACAAUAGUCAAUAGUAAGUAAUUGUAUUUCAUCAGCACGUUCUUUAAAAGACUCUUCUGCCCUCUUUGCUUCAGCCAGACCAUACCACUAUUAUCUAGAUUGUUGUCCAUCAAUCUGUCAUUUUAGCUUCUAAAUGCUGGCUUUAAUGUGCUUUUAAAUGAAAACAUUGAUUAUAGUUCCUUUAAAAAACAAUAUUGAAAAUUAAAUCUUUCAGCAUUUUUCAGAAAUGACAAGAACUGUAGCAUUUUUAAAAAAACAUUCCAAACGUUUUAAAACACUAACAGGGUUGUGAUUUACAUUGUUUGGUAAUGGCCUGACCCUUGCUUUACAGGCUGUGUUGACCCUGUGUUUAUUUCACGGAGUCCUGCUGAGGACAGCCUGUAAUCCACUGAUGUUGCUCCAUUUGCUUUUCAAUGAGGCCUUUGAUUUUCAGACCCAGGAAGCCUCUAAAGAUCUAACCCGGUCUCUUUGACUCUUUUUACUAAAAGAAACUGAAAUACUGGGAGGCUCAUUAGCAUCUGUUUGAGUUUGAAAUACAACACUGAACUUUCUAAACAUGACAUUUAAUUCAGCUUUGAAGAGGGUUUGAAUUUAAGAUUGAUUCAUUUGCAGCUGCGUUUAGAAAUGUACUGAAGAAUGUUCUGGCUGCAAAUUAAAGUUACGUUUGCUCAACAGCUAACACUAAAGCAUCAA